UUGGAGGUCUGAGAGAGUAGCUGGUCGUGGGGCACAGGGGGGCUCAGGUAUCUCAGAGGAAUAACUGGACGAGGGGAGAAUAAGGGAGAGGACCCAGAAUUGGGAUGGGGACACUGAGGGACAUGCUGAGGAAGAGAUUGGAGGACAACAGAGAGCAUGAGUGUGUGUUGUGUGUGUCCUGGGGGGGGUGGGGACUGUGGUCGCUACGAUCACCAUGGCAGUGGGCGCAAAGGAUGGUGCCGGGUCCCUUCUCCCUGGGAGGGGUGGGUUCCAGGAGUCCCAGCCCUAGGCUUUUCCAGGGUUUCCACUCUGUCUUAAACCCUCUCUGUGCUGCUGGAGCUGGUGACAGGGAAGGGGCUCCAGCCCCCUGCUCUCCAUCAGCCUCCCUUUCCCACUGCCAUCAAUUAUUCAUCAGCCCAGACACCCGCCCUCCCUGGCAGGGCAGGCUGGUCCUCCUCCCAUGCCCCGCCCCAGCCACACUGCCACAGAGGCCCUGGUGAGGAAGGACGGCCAGCCGGGCUGAGAUACCUGGCUGACGGGCUGGGUGGCUGGCUCUGCCGGACUCUGCCUGGGGUCACAUCGCCUUCCCCUCUGGCACCUUCCCCCUUCCUCCUGCAAAUCCCUGGCACAAGGAAGCCCCUGGAGAAAAUGCCCAUCCAGAUCUUCUGCUCCGUGUCAUUCUCCUCUGGAGAGGAGGCCCCAGGACGCUUGGGAGAUAUUUGGGGUCCCCACCACCAUCAGCAGCAGCAGGACCUCUCAGAAUCGGAAGAGGAGGAAGAAGAGAAGGAAAAGGAGGCAGUGAGGAAGGAGGCCAGCGAGGGGCAUUCACCCAUGGACUUGGUGGCCUUUGCCAACAGCUGCACCCUCCACGGCACCAACCACAUUUUUGUGGAGGGGGGUCCAGGGCCAAGGCAGGUGCUGUGGGCGGUGGCCUUUGUCCUGGCACUGGGUGCCUUCCUGUGCCAGGUAGGGGACCGCGUUGCUUAUUACCUCAGCUACCCACACGUGACCCUUCUAAACGAAGUGGCCACCACGGAGUUGGCCUUCCCGGCAGUCACCCUCUGCAACACUAAUGCUGUGCGGCUUUCCCAGCUCAGCUACCCUGACUUGCUUUAUCUGGCCCCCAUGCUGGGACUGGAUGAAAGUGAUGAUCCCGGGGUGCCCCUCGCUCCACCAGGCCCUGAGGCCUUUUCUGGGGAGCCCUUUAACCUGCACCGCUUCUACAAUCGCUCCUGCCACCGGCUGGAGGACAUGCUGCUCUAUUGCUCCUACCAAGGGGGACCCUGCGGCCCUCACAACUUCUCAGUGGUCUUCACACGCUAUGGAAAGUGCUACACGUUCAACUCGGGCCGAGAUGGGCGGCCGCGGCUGAAGACCAUGAAGGGUGGGACGGGCAAUGGGCUGGAAAUCAUGCUGGACAUCCAGCAGGACGAGUACCUGCCUGUGUGGGGGGAGACUGAUGAGACGUCCUUCGAAGCAGGCAUCAAAGUGCAGAUCCAUAGUCAGGAUGAACCUCCUUUCAUCGACCAGCUGGGCUUUGGCGUGGCCCCAGGCUUCCAGACCUUUGUGGCCUGCCAGGAGCAGCGGCUCAUCUACCUGCCCCCGCCCUGGGGCACCUGCAAAGCUGUCACCAUGGACUCGGAUUUGGAUUUCUUCGACUCCUACAGCAUUACUGCCUGCCGCAUCGACUGUGAGACGCGCUACCUGGUGGAGAACUGCAACUGCCGCAUGGUGCACAUGCCAGGGGAUGCCCCAUACUGUACUCCAGAGCAGUACAAGGAGUGUGCAGAUCCUGCUCUGGACUUCCUGGUGGAGAAGGACCAGGAGUACUGCGUGUGUGAAAUGCCUUGCAACCUGACCCGCUAUGGCAAGGAGCUGUCCAUGGUCAAGAUCCCCAGCAAAGCCUCAGCCAAGUACCUGGCCAAGAAGUUCAACAAAUCUGAGCAAUACAUAGGGGAGAACAUCCUGGUGCUGGACAUUUUCUUUGAAGUCCUCAACUAUGAGACCAUUGAACAGAAGAAGGCCUAUGAGAUUGCAGGGCUCCUGGGUGACAUCGGGGGCCAGAUGGGGCUGUUCAUCGGGGCCAGCAUCCUCACGGUGCUGGAGCUCUUUGACUACGCCUACGAGGUCAUUAAGCACAAGCUGUGCCGACGAGGAAAAUGCCAGAAGGAGGCCAAAAGGAGCAGUGCGGACAAGGGCGUGGCCCUCAGCCUGGACGACGUCAAAAGACACAACCCGUGCGAGAGCCUCCGGGGCCACCCUGCCGGGAUGACAUACGCUGCCAACAUCCUACCUCACCAUCCGGCCCGAGGCACGUUCGAGGACUUUACCUGCUGAGCCCCGCAGGCUGCUGAACCAAAGGCCUAGAUGGGGAGGACUAGGAGAGCGAGGGGGCCCCCAGCUGCCUCCUCACAUCUGCCCUGGGGACUCCCCACGCUCCGGGGCAGAUCUUUCCUCUUGUCUGUGGUAAGGAAGGAGUCUUAACCAUAGAGUCCUCUCCCUGCCUCUAUCCCAUUCUUUUUACGUUUAACAAAACUAAUCUAAAAAAGAACUAAAAA
Molecule: messenger RNA, 2558 nt
Organism: Nomascus leucogenys (northern white-cheeked gibbon)
Lineage: Eukaryota; Metazoa; Chordata; Mammalia; Primates; Hylobatidae
Gene: ASIC1
Product: acid sensing ion channel subunit 1
Biological process (GO): sodium ion transmembrane transport
Cellular component (GO): membrane
Source: RefSeq, a predicted model, not a curated record